GCUCUCCAUCCCCAGCUCGCGCACAGCGGGACGGCGCGCCAAUCAAAAAGCACCCUGGCCGCCUCACGAGGAAGCUCCUAUUUUGACUUGUCCAGUUGUUGCUGACCGGCCGGAGACGAGGGGAGGUAACGGGACCUGGUCUUUGGCGCUAUGAUGCAAAGUUUCAUCGGAGUGUGUCACCUCUUCUCGGUCCUUCUGCUGCAGCUCGUACCUGCACAGAUCUCACACCCUCCAGAGGGAAGUCACUCAAAAGUGAUGGCGUUCCAGGAGGUGUGGGCAAAGAGCCUGUGUCGGCCCAUGGAGCAGUUGGUGGAUGUGGAGCAGGAGUACCCUGGAGAAGUGGAGUUCAUCUACAUGCCUGCUUGUGUCCCACUUUGGCGCUGCUCUGGUUGCUGUGGGGACGAGAACCUGGAGUGCCAGGCUACGCUCGAACGCAACAUCACCCUGCAGGUGAUGAGGCUUCACCCCAUGUUAUCUAUGCACCACAUGGAACUGACAUUCGUGGAGCAUCAGAGAUGUGAAUGCAGACCCCGUCAGAAACUCCUGAAUAAUAAAAGCAGCAGCGAGUCUAUCAAGAACAGACCUCGCAGGAGAAAACACAAGAAGACAGCAAACGGCUGUGGCAAGUGCCAGUUCCCUCAAAACAAGAUCGAUCUUCACUGAGUCUCAUCUGUCCAUUCUUUAAUGUGGAGGAGUAACUUCAGAGUGGAGCUCAUCUGUGAAUCGAUCAUCUCUCAUUCAUCCUGUUUAUAUUUCUGUCCUCAUCCAGUGCGUCCAUCAGACGUUCCAUCUUGGCCGUGACAUUGUUUUAUUUUUUGAUAAAUUCUCAAAGCAAACAAUCCUAUCUGCAAACUCCUUCAGCUCUAACUGCUGUUUUUAUCAGAACAAAAUCAGCAGCAGUUUUAGUUUUAAAAGGCUAGCUGCUUUUGUGGGAGGUUUUAAAAAUAGACGACAGAUUCAGAAUAGGUCUAGAGAUAAUUGGUAGGAUGCAGUAAGCAUAUCCGUUGCCAGGGGAAAUGAUUAAAUACAAAUUUUCUUCUUACCUGUAGUGCUGUUUAUCAAUCUAGAUUGUUUUGGUUUGAGUUGUCAAGUGUUGGAGAAGAGAGAUGUCUGCCUUCUCUCCAAUAUAAUGGAACUAGAUGACAUUUGGUUUGUUCAAAGUGCCAAAAAAAUAUAUACUGUAAAAACUCAACAUCAAUGUCUCUUUCCAGAAAUCAUGACCUGGUUUUUCAAGAUAAUCCACAGACCUUGUUGUGAAUAGUUUCAUGUAGGAACUAUUUUCUUUCCACUGAGCUACACCCACCAACUGUAUCACUGUGCAGAAGGAAAUGUGCAUCUACUCAUGGACGAGGGGCUCGUGCUCAUGACAGUGUGAGAUAUAAACAUAAUGGCGUCCUCCUUGGCUGAGACGUAAUGUUAGCUAGCUCAGUGGUGCUAGGUGAGCUAGCAGUUUGGGUAGGGUACUGAACUCUGUACUUUUAAGGGUGCCAACCUAAUCACCCGGGCACUGAUUAAUGUUAAAGCUAUCGAUGCCAGGUUUUGGUACCUAGGAGUGCACCUAGGUGAUAACAACAGGUUGAGACAGGAGGCGGAAGCACUGCAAAAUGCCCUGAAGCUGGAAAGCAUAUGAGUAAAGUACCAAAAAAGGUACCAUUUGGCACUAGUGCAAUUUGAGGUGCCAGCACCAGUGCCGCUAUAGGUUCAAAUGUGAAUGGUACCCAACCCUACUAGUAGAAGAUACACUCUUCCUUCUGGGUGUUGCUACAGUAGCUGGGUGUAGUUUGGUAGAAAGAAAAUAGUUCCUACAUGAAGUCACAAGGGGGGUGAAGCCUAUCCCAGCUGUAAUUGGGCGACAUGUGGGCUACACCCUGGACAGGUCACCAGACUAUCACAGGGCUGACACACAGAGACAGACAACCAUUCACACUCACAUUCACACCUACGGACAAUUUAGAGUCACCAAUUAACCUGUAUAUCUUUGGACUGUGGGGGGAAGCUGGAGCACCUGGAGGAAACCCACGCUGACACAGGGAGAACAUGAUUACCUGUCAGAUCAACAGCAACAUUCACACAGAGGCCAGAAACCUUCAUAACUUUAUUUUCAUUGUAACUUUUGCAGAGUGUCUCCUGUUAUAACUGUUAUAAAACUGAAACAUCAUGUAUGUGACUUUCUUUAGAUUGUUAUUUACUUAUUACGGGACGUAAACAUUCAUUCAAUAAAAUGCAAUCCAAAUAA
Epinephelus moara (kelp grouper) is the source of this 2236-nucleotide messenger RNA. Its product is annotated as vascular endothelial growth factor A-like. The record is from RefSeq and is a predicted model, not a curated record. The transcript is spliced from 7 exons. Gene Ontology annotation, biological process: positive regulation of endothelial cell proliferation; vascular endothelial growth factor receptor signaling pathway; response to hypoxia. Lineage: Eukaryota; Metazoa; Chordata; Actinopteri; Perciformes; Serranidae. Gene Ontology annotation, cellular component: membrane. Gene Ontology annotation, molecular function: chemoattractant activity; vascular endothelial growth factor receptor binding; growth factor activity. Bases 151 to 663 code for a protein of 170 amino acids.